Acanthoscelides obtectus is the source of this 1135-nucleotide messenger RNA. The record is from the annotation of a GenBank genome assembly. Lineage: Eukaryota; Metazoa; Arthropoda; Insecta; Coleoptera; Chrysomelidae.
AAAGAACUUCAAGUGAGUUCACCUUUAGAUUAUAAAAAUUAUUUACGAAUGAAUUCCACUACUUUCGGCGAAUUAUUGGCUCUGGUAACACCAUAUAUACAAAAAAAAGACACAAUAUUGAGAGAGGCGAUAUCUCCCAAGCAGAGAUUGUUUGCUACUCUAAGAUAUCUUGCAUCUGGACUAACAUUUGAGGGUUUAAAAUUUGAAACUGCGAUUGCUGCUCAAACCCUUGGACAUAUUAUCAUCGAGACCUGUGAAGCAAUCAUAAAGGUUUUGAAGAAAUAUUUAAAGCUACCACAAAGUGAAAAUGAAUGGAGAAAUGAGGCUGAAGCUUUUGCGAGGAAGUGGAAUUUUCCUCAUUGUCUUGGGGCGAUAGACGGCAAACAUGUGAAAAUAUUUAAGCCACCUGGAACUGGUUCAUAUUACUUUAAUUACAAACAUUCGUUUAGCAUUGUUCUAAUGGGAAUCGUAAAUGCAAAUUAUGAAUUUUUGAUGGUUGAUGUGGGAGCAAAUGGACGAGUCUCUGAUGGAGGGGUUUUUUCCAAUACAGCAUUCUGUAAAAAACUUGUAGAAAAAGAUCUGUGCAUUCCUGAACCAGAAAAUUUAACAUCGACUAAUAUCAAAUUGCCCUAUGUUUUUGUAGGGGAUGAUGCUUUUCCACUUAUGGAAAAUUUGAUGAAACCAUUUAGCAAGAAAACCCUCAGCAACGAAGAAAUGAUUUAUAACUACAGGGUGUCACGUAGCCGCCGAAUCAUUGAAAAUGCGUUCGGGAUACUAGCUUCUCGCUUCAGAAUUCUGUUAAAUGAAAUUAACCUAUGUCCAGAAAAAGCUGUCAUCAUAGUACUGACAUGCUGCCACUUGCACAACUUCUUGCGACAUUACAAAGUAGAGUCGUAUUAUCAAGGUGGCAUAGAUGUUGAAAACAUAAAUAGUGGAGAGGUUGCAAAUGCUGAUUGGAGAGCAGACCCUACAUUAUUACAACUACAGGCACUCCGAGGAAGAAACACUACCACUGUAGCAAAACAAAUAAGAGCACAGUUUUGUAAUUAUUUUAAUACUGUUGGAGCUGUUCCUUGGCAGAACAAGAUAUUUCAGCAAUAAUUGUAAAUUAAUAAUGUUAACUAGUUUUUUACCG